GUGUAGUCUGCACUUGGUCAAAGUCGUAUUAGGACGUAUUUUAUCCAUACUUGUGUGAUCUUAUACUACACCUGAAAUCGUCGGCAUUAUAGAUUUUAGUAUAUAACAGAAUAUAUCCGGUCACCGUUUACAACAAUAUGUAUGACAUACCUGGAUAACAUGACCGAAACUUACAGUUGUGAUAAAUAAUUGUGUCUUGUUUGUAAGAGCAUAUGGUCGUUCAUGGUUUCUACUUUCUAUAGAUUAACCUACACCUGACCAGCCCCGAAACAAAGGAAGAUCACGCGAAUGACGUGGUAUUACGUUGUUUCUUAUCUCUAGGUUAGAUAUUGGACUUGUGGUCCCUGACCUCCUGUGUAUGUUUUACUGUGGAUAGCCAUGGCAAGAUUAACGAUAUUUCUACUCUUAUCACUCUUCGGAGGAAAAGUCUCGAGUUUUCUCGUUGACUACGUCAAUGAACUUGAUGGCCCGAUGGAUUUUUCCUGUGGAGGAAAUACAUCGUUACACCAAUUAGCUAGUAGCCAUGACAACCGAGCUGAGGACAGAAAAUGGUCGUUCGGUUGCCUACCAUCACGAAAUGAGGUUAUGAACUGUGUUUGGUCAGGCUACGUAAACGACUUUGAUGGUCCUGUUCUGUACGAGUGUCCAGGAGAUGAUUUCAUUAACGGUAUUCGUAGUGUCCAUGACAACGGUAAAGAGGACAGACGUUGGUCCUUCCAAUGUUGUUCGCUUAGAGGUCACGUGAGAGACAAGUGCCAUUUCACAGGGUAUGUCAACCAGUAUGACGGCCCGCUGUCAUACACCGUACCUGACGACCAGCUGAUACAUGGCACCAAUAGUAUCCAUGACAACGGCCCUGAAGACCGCAUAUUUGCCUUUGAAGUUUGCCAUUUUGUGGAGGGAGGAAUGUAAAAGGAAAUACAUAAAAGGCAACAUUCAGAAUAAAUCUAAGAUUGAUGUUA
Molecule: messenger RNA, 962 nt
Organism: Pecten maximus
Lineage: Eukaryota; Metazoa; Mollusca; Bivalvia; Pectinida; Pectinidae
Product: dermatopontin-like
Exons: 5
Coding region: 379-912 (177 amino acids)
Source: RefSeq, a predicted model, not a curated record